This is a messenger RNA of Centruroides sculpturatus (bark scorpion), 1041 nucleotides long. Its product is annotated as LIM domain only protein 3-like. The transcript has 5 exons. NCBI's taxonomy places the organism in Eukaryota, Metazoa, Arthropoda, Arachnida, Scorpiones, Buthidae. Gene Ontology annotation, biological process: positive regulation of transcription by RNA polymerase II. Gene Ontology annotation, molecular function: transcription coactivator activity; DNA-binding transcription factor binding. Bases 436 to 1023 code for a protein of 195 amino acids. The record is from RefSeq and is a predicted model, not a curated record. Gene Ontology annotation, cellular component: nucleus.
GGUGACGUCUAGCGCGGUGAGUUGUGGGAAGGUCGGUUGGACGCCGCACUCGGCGCUCAGCUGGCGAUCGGUUCGAACGUUUUGUUUCUGUUUACCUACCGAAUUGCAUUUGUAACGUAAGUUGCCGCACUUCUCGACAUUAGCCGACGAAGAUGUACUGAUCGGAAGGUUCCGUAUUAAGGCUUAGGCGGAAACAAGAGUGUCGAAAUGUUCGUCUGCGGGCAAAUACGGUGAACGCUACCGAAAAAUCGCUACCUUUUUAACUACAAAAAGUGUGGAAAUUCGUCGAAUAUUUCCCGUAGAAAAACACGAAAUCGUCCCGUAGGAGGGAUGUGAAGACGUAAAUGUACGGUAACGAAAUUCGUUUACUUUAAAUUACGCUGCGGAGUUUUUAUCGGAAGAAAGGAGGUGGACUUGACUCAAUUAAAAAAAGGCAUGGAAAUGAAGAGUGACGUCACACACCACGUGGCAAAAGCGCCUAAUCUGGGAAAGGCUGACGCCAUAGGCCACUUCGACUGUUCAGGAUGUCGAAAACCGAUUCGAGAACGUUACCUGUUGAAGGCUUUGGAUCAGUUCUGGCACGAAGACUGCUUGAAAUGUGCCUGUUGCGACUGCAGAUUGGGAGAAGUGGGUAGCACACUCUUCACCAAAGCCAAUCUCAUUCUCUGCAAAAGAGACUAUCUAAGGUUGUUCGGGACUACCGGUUUGUGUUCUGCUUGCAACAAAACCAUUCCUGCUUUCGAGAUGGUGAUGAGAGCUCGAGGAAAUGUCUAUCAUUUAGAGUGCUUUGCCUGUCAGCAAUGUAAUCACAGGUUCUGCGUAGGCGAUAGAUUCUACUUAUACGACAACAGUAUACUAUGUGAAUACGACUAUGAAGAGAGAAUUUUAUUCUCCCAUCCUCCCUACACAUACAACAGCCUAGAUCAUCUGCAAAGACAAAUGGACAAUCUGACUCCAAUGCAUCACGAUGAUGCAUCUAGCGGAUACGGCAGUCCCAGUUCAUUGCUCAGCGAAGGCAAGUAAGAGCUCCUAAUUUAAGGA